Bicyclus anynana (squinting bush brown) is the source of this 4487-nucleotide messenger RNA. It is a transcript of the gene Herp, whose product is annotated as homocysteine-responsive endoplasmic reticulum-resident ubiquitin-like domain member 2 protein. Gene Ontology annotation, molecular function: protein binding. Gene Ontology annotation, biological process: endoplasmic reticulum unfolded protein response. NCBI's taxonomy places the organism in Eukaryota, Metazoa, Arthropoda, Insecta, Lepidoptera, Nymphalidae. The transcript has 4 exons. Bases 342 to 1436 code for a protein of 364 amino acids. The record is from RefSeq and is a predicted model, not a curated record.
AGCAAUAAAGAAUAUUAAACAAGGAAAACGUAAAAUUAAAAAUAACUACUUUGCUGGACCAAUAAGAAGCGGCCAAAUAAUUUUAAUAUUUUUUCGACAAAUUCUCAAAUUGACAAGUGCGCGGGGUCGGGGUGUUUUCUUUAAAAUAGCCUGUUUGUAUGGAUUAUAUUUAUUUACGUACUAAUAAUCAGACUUUAAUCAGCUAACGCAAAACCUGUUGAAAGUUUUAGCAAAAGACUAUUCUAUAUUAUUCGUUUUAAAAGAGUGCGUCAUUAUUUUAAGUGUCAUUUAGAGUACUUUAUUUUAAAGUAUUAUCUAACUACGUACUCAUAUAUAAUUGGAUGAUAAAAAUGAUAGCAGAUAACGUGACAUUGGUUGUGAAGGCACCAAAUCAGCAGAUCGAGGAUCAAAACAUCGAGUGCCAGACGUCCUGGACAGUGAGGCAAUUGAAGGGUCAUCUCUCAAAUGUUUAUCCAAGCAAACCGAAAGAAGACGAGCAAAAAAUAAUAUACUCAGGCCAACUAUUGGAUGACAACGCAAUACUCAAGGACAUAUUGAGAAACUAUGAGAGCCAGAUAGCCCAUACUAUGCACCUAGUUUGUGCAAACAAGAAAACAAUGGAACAAACACAGGAACUACCCAAGACAGACGGCUUACGUCAAAGAAAUGUGACGGAGAGUGUCCAAACAGCCACAGAAACUACAACAAGACCAGAGACAACAGAGAAUGACCAAAAUCAUACAGAGGAAAUGCAGAACUAUUUAAAUUCAUACUUGUAUUACUAUGGCAGAGUGCCCCCAUAUCCUAACUACACUAUGGGGCAACCAUAUCUACCAGUUCCAAAUGACCCAGCCUCUAUGGCAAACCAUGUGAUGAUGAUGCAACAGGCUUAUAUACAACAGUACAUGCAGCAGUACCACAACAUGAGGCAAAACAUAACGGAGCCUCAACCGACACCACCCCCUGUGGAGACUCCCCCACAGGCUCCAGCACAACAAGCACCUGAGGCGGAUCUCGAAGACGGUCAAGCGCGAGACUGGCUUGACCAUCUAUAUGCAGCGUCAAGAUUUGGCAUACUGCUGUCACUGUUUUGGCUGUAUGGUAGCCCGACUAGACUGUUGCUCGUUUUGGUGUUGGCUGCGGCUGGCUAUUUACAUCAAAUCGGUUUCUUCCGCGACUUCCAACUGAACCCAAGGAACAACCAGCGGAACCCGCGGCGCCGCAACCAGCAUCCGCACCGCAACCAGCAACCACCCCGCAACCAGCAACCACCGCAGAACAACCAGAACAACCAGAACCAGAACGAGGAACCGACUGCCCGUCCCAAUAAUGAACCACCGAAUAAUGAUAAUGUCAACCAACAGUCAUUGCUAGCUGUCACCUGGAUGAUAGUCACUACAUUCUUAUCAUCAUUAAUACCUGACACCAACAAUUAAAUACAAUAGUUAUUUUUAACCCACAAUACAAAAGGGGUGUUGUAAUUUUAGAGUCUGUGUCUAUUUGUCUGCAGUAUUAGCUCCCAGAUGGACCGAUUUGGAUGCGGCUUAUUCAAUGAAAAGCUGUUCUUUAUAGAAAAGGUACAUAAGUAUGUACCUACAAUGAAGCUGCAUCUAGAGGAGAUAAACAGUUUGUUUCUGAUAACUUUUUUUUUAAUAUGAAAUUAACCAAUAUUCCCCUCGAAUUAGUCGGGAAAGAUUGUGCUAGGAGUGGGUACCACGGUAAACCAACGGGGCGGGGAUCGAACCACCACCCCUCGGUGAUGAGUCUGACCGCUCUUACCGUUGAGCUAUUGAGGCUCAACAUUAUGAGUUAUGGGAGGAAUUUCUGACAUCAAACUCCUCAUUCUAGUUGGUUUUCUGUUGGUGUUGGGUACAUAAUGUUGGUUUCUAAUGUACUUUCAAUAUUUACUUUCUUUUGAGUCCCUUAAAAUGGGCUAUAAAAUUAUCGAGAACUAGAUAUAGCCUGGCUAUAAAAAUGUUUAUAUUUACCUAAGUUUGGUAGGUACUCUGAAAAUAAAAAAAUGUAACUUCAUAUUUUAGAAGUCAUACAUCAAAAUUUUGCUUAAGCAAAAGGCGAAUAGUGUUUUUUGCUAUUAUCUUAUUUCGAAUACAGUGCACUGUUGGUAAGUACCAGGUUCUAUUCCCUCAGUUUAAGAAUUUUAAACUCUUUAAUUUACUUCUACUUCUCUUAGUUUUUUUUUACUCUGCAUAAGCAAGACAUGAUUGUAUAUACAUUGCAUGACAUGUAAAAAAUAACGAUAAUAUUCAGUGGUUUAAUUGUAAAAAAUGUUGCCAGUUUAGAAAAACCGGUGUUCAUGUCAUCCUUGGAUAUAGCAACACUAGUUAUUAAACAAUAUUUUAAAAAUGCAGUUCAUUCAUUUGAAAACCAUAAUAUUGCUGAGCACUCAAACAUGUAAUAAUAUAUAUUUUUUAUUUAAUAUAUUGUUAAAAUUGUGUAAUCAAUUUAAUAGUUUCUCGUAGCCUGUGAACGCCCAGCUUAAUGUAAAGUAUGUUGUAAUGUAAUAUUAGAUUUUUCAAGAUAAUUAAAUUUUAUUAUAGAAUUAGAUUUGGUAAUAUUGGUGGAAUGUAAAGUAUAAAUUAGAAAAUUUUAAUCUAUAUAAAAAUAUUUUUAAUAGAUAUAGGAUAAACAUACACCAGUGUUUCUCAAACAGUUAAAAAUACUAUAAAAGACGCAUAUAAAAAAUGGACUCUACACAUCAACAAUAAAUUAAAUAAAUUCAGGUAAUCUAUUAAAGGUUGAGAAACACUGUCCCUUUUAAAAUUAUGACGUUAGGUGAUUUGUCACUUUGGAAUUUUCGUAAAAGUUUAUGAUAAUUAAAUCAAGAUGAAUGUGUAUUGUUUUCAAAAAUUACGAUAAUUGUUGUAAUUUGAUUAUUUUUCUUUCUGUAAUGUUAUUUGAUACCUGCCAUAUGAUGCCUAUGUCUACUUUUAUGAAAUGCAUAUGCUAGUAAAAUUACUAAAAAAUGCAACCAUUUUUUUUCAAUGUAGUCUCCACUAGUGACAAAGUAAAUGCUAAUUUUGAAUUAAUUACUGAUGCUUCACCAAAUAUUAAUUGUAAUAUAUUUAUUUAUUUAGCAUGUAGUGAGUUAGUUCUACGGUUUUAUCUUUUAAUGAUAAGUAGGAUGUGUUCCGACUGACGGGUCAUAUAUGUAUGAAUCCUAUUUUUUUAAUAGGACUGAUAAAAUGUUUAAAAUUUAUAAUCUAGAUGUUUAAUGUGUUUGCACCUUUAUCCAAACUUUAUGUAUCUUUAUCUGAACUCCUACGACCUGAUUAUUAAAAAAAAAUACAAGAAUAAUGAUUUAAAGUUUAUGAAUAUGGGGGGGGAGUGGAGACUACACUAGUACAUUGUGGGGACUACACUAGUACAUUGUGGAGACUACACUAGUACAUUAUGGACACACUACACUAGUACAUUAUGGAGACUACGCUAGUACAUUGUGGAGACUACACUAGUACAUUGUGAAGACUACACCAGUACAUUGUGGAGACUACACCAGUACAUUGUGGAGACUUUACUUGACAUUAAAGUAGCCUGUCAGUCUGAACGCAACCUAAUGUGUGUACAGUGAUAUUUUUUUCCUAGUGUAAAUAUGUAUUUUAUUGAUGGUUUUCCUCUUGAGGAUUUAUUUUUAUUAGUACUAGAACUUAUAAUAUGUAAUAAAGAUUGUUUUGGAAAUUAGGAGAAAUCGCUUUAGCGAUAAGACCGCCUUUGCAUGCAUAUUAGUAGAAAAAGCUUCUUUUGUUCUUUUUUUAAUUUUUGUAACCGAAUCCUCGCCUGCGCGAUAGCUUGGACAAUGCACAUGCUGCAUAGUCAAUAUUAUUCCCAAUAUGUAGGGUAAUGUUGCCUAAAACCAAGUAGUAGAUACAUUUUACAAGGAUGCAUAAGACGUAUGUCAUACCCCAUCAGUAUUUAAUUCCUUAGGGGCAAGGGGCAACCCUACUUAUUGACAAAAUAUUUCGCUCCCCUCUACGCAGCCCGCACCCCUGUAUCGCGCAGUUGAGGACUCAGUUAACAGUUUGUGAUAAAAGACAAUUUUUCAGGUAUAUAAAUAUUGUUGUUUAACUUCAUUUAAGCUGUUUUGACGCUAUACAGCAUAGCAUUUUUUGUACUAUUAGGUGUUAUUAGACUAUAGUUACUGGUUACUAAUUCGGUAAAUACCUACACAUCUUUGAAGGCUUCUGUCCGCCAGCCUGCAUUGGAGCACCGUGAUGGGACCAAGCUCCAAAUGCCAUCCCUACUUUAAAUGGAAGGGUCAUUGUAGGCUGUUCAAAUUGGCCGAUUUUAAAUUCGGCUAUAUGGCUAAUACGCCAAUAAGACCUUUACUUCAUGUUUGCUGGAUAUUUGUGUACCUAUAACCUAAUUAGGAGCAAAUUGUAUGUGUGCUCGUUCAUGGAUGUAAAUCAAAUUCAUACUGUGAUACGUUACGAUUGUGUUUAAAUUCGCAUGAAAUAAAUUAUUAAUAUUGA